AUAGACUUAGAGUUCACCAGUAUGUUCACUUCUCUCUGUGUGGUCAGCGGUACAAGACUUCCCAAGAUGUGGGUCCUCGUAUGGCUGUCAGCUUUAAUCUUUACUGCCACAGUCACCUCUAGUCCGAGUGACGAUGGUUUAUUCGGGAAUAACUGGCGUUCCUCCUUAGACUUUAUAGAUCAGCCUGGUCUGGACACCACCGUCAGGUUCACCGGCAGCCAAGGAGAUGCCUCACUUGUCUCAUCAGUCAACCACAGGAACCAAGCUGAUCAGUUCAACCACCGCAACGAUCAGUCUCCAGGUUUUACGAGACCACAGAUCCGUGGAGGCAGCACCAACUUCGGUGUCUCCAGCUUCCCUCUGAACGGGCCGCGAACCCAAGACGGACGGUUGAACUUCGGGCAACAGUCUCCGGUCUUCAAGACCCUAAGUAGCACUGAAGGCGGUGCUUUCGGGUCCCAAAGUGAUCAGCGUGUUGUUGCGAUCCCAUUGGAUGACCAAGAUGGACAGUUCAGAUUACGUCAACAAUCACCCAUCAUUAGGAGACAAGUGGGCAGUGGCACCAGUUUUGGAUCUAUCGUCCCUGUGAACGACCGUAACAAUCAAGAUAGCCAGUUCAGACUUGGUCAACAAAUUCCCUUUGGGAGACAGGUAGGCGGUGCUCCCACCUUCGGACCCAACAUCCCUGUGAACGACCGCAACAAUCUAGAUAACCAGUUCAGACUUAGUCAACAAAUUCCCUUCGGGAGACAGGUAGGCAGUGCUCCCACUUUCGGACCCAGCAUCCCUGUGAACGACCGCAACAAUCCGGAUGGACAUUUUAGGAUUGGUCAACAAUCUCCCAUAUUCACGAGACUACAUGUAGGCAGUGGGAACAACUUCGGCUUCCCUAACGGCCCUGUAAACGAACAACUUAGUCCAGAUGGUCAGCUGAACUUCGGACAGCAGUUUCCCAGGAGACGCCAACAAGGAAGCAGUAGCAACACCUUCGGCUUCCAGAACGGCCAACGAGAUGUAACCACAUUCGGUUCCACAAACAAAGACAUCCAAUUGAACCUCCGUCAGCAAUCUCCGAGCUUCAGGAGACGUCAACAUGGGAGCAAUAGUAGCACCUUGGGUUCCCAGAGCGGCCACUUAGAUGAUUUCCCAUCAGUCGACUCCAAAAACACAGAAAGCCAGUUGAGCCUCCGUCAGCAGUCUCCCAUCUUCAGAAGACGCCAACAAGGAUUUGGAAGCAGCACUGUCAGAUCCCAGACCGACCACCAAGAUGUCGACUCCACGGACAAAGAAAACCAGUUGAACCUCCGUCAGCAGUCUCCCAACUUCCCAAAAGAACAUGAAGAGGCCAUAUUCGGGUCCCCAAGUGAACAGCGACCUAUAGUAAUCCCAGCAGUGGAGCACCUCGAUCAAGAGAGCAAACCGGACAUUCGUCAGUCUCCCAGUUACACGGUUUUACGGCUGUCUGGUCUUAAUCUCCUAGCAGACGACAUUACCACCGACCACACUAGAAACUCCUCCCACGUAGCCACCACCACCACAGCUAGCACCACAGCUACCACCUUCGGAACCACCACAACCACAAUCCCACCAACGCUGAACUUCAGCACACUCUUCAAAGGCGGGCUUAAAAAAGAUAUGCGGGUUGAGGGAGGUGAGUCUCCAGCUCCUGGUUCCUCAAGCAAGUCGACCACUGGAACCACCACUGCCAGUACCCCCAUAACUCCUACGAUCAAUUAGGUCUAUCGCCUAGGCCUACUGCAGUAACUGGGUACCUUAACUAGGCUUACGACAGAAAAACUGCACAUAGGCCUACCAUCGAGGCCAGUUGCAAUAUGUUCACCACCAGGACCACGGUUCGAGCCUCCUGUUCGUUCUUCCGUUUAUUCAUCACAGUUCGAUUGCUAGCGCACUCAGCUCACAAAAUGAAGUCCGGGGUCGAUCCCCGGUACGGGUGGAAACAUUAGGACAUGUUUCCUUAAGACACCUGCUGUCUAUGUUCACCUAGUAGUCAGUAGGUACCUGAGUGUUAGUUAUCUUUCACCUGUUGUCCAUGUUCACCUAGCAGUAAAAUAGGUACCUGGGUGUUAGUGGACUGGUGUGGGUCGCAUCCUGGGACAUGUAGAAUUAUUAUUAUUAUUAUUAUUAUUAUUAUUAUUAUUAUUAUUAUUAUUAUUAUUAUUAUUAUUAUUAUUAUUAUUAAUUAUUAUUAUUAUUAUUAAUUUAUGUACCGACAAUUAAUUAAAAAUGUUUAAUAUUAGGCCCUUAUUUAAAAUAAAUGUUUAUUUUACCGAAAAUAUGUGAGUUUUAGUGGAUAAAAUUAAAAAAAAAAUUAUAUAUAACUUAAAAAUAUAUAUAAAAUUAAAAAAAAUAGAAUCAGCAUUUUAUUUUUUUUUAAAUGAUCAAAGUCGACAAAAAAAUCUUCAUGGCUGAAACGGAAUUAUUUUUUGGGAACCAAAAGUGACAGUGAAGAUACUGAUAAGAUAUUAAUUUUAAUUUUUAAAGUGGAGUGGUAAGCCAGUGGAAGGCCUCGGUCAGAUGACCUAAAGCUCUAACUGUGGGUCAUCAUAUGACUAAGACCCGCGUCAGAAAAUACUUGUCCUGUUUCGCUUUCCAGGAGUUUUGUCAAGCCGUAACAAAGCUCCUGGAGACCGAAACGUUGCCUCAAUAAAAUGUCACAUUAGUUA
Messenger RNA from Cherax quadricarinatus, 2684 nucleotides. RefSeq names its product sericin 1. Lineage: Eukaryota; Metazoa; Arthropoda; Malacostraca; Decapoda; Parastacidae. The record is from RefSeq and is a predicted model, not a curated record.